AUGGCUACCAUUGGCAAUUCAGACUCCCUCCCCAGUGUCUUCCAAGCCUUCACCGCCGAAUAUCCAAACAUCAAAGUCAUCCUGCCUGGCGAUGCAGAGUGGGCCGAUAUUACGAAAUCCUUCAUCAAGACUUCCAGCUCUCCGAGCAUCGUCGCCAGGCCGCAAAAUGCAUCAGACGUUCAGGAUCUAGUUCGAUUCUGCGUUUCGCACAAUAUCGACUUUGUGGUUCGCUCAGGCGGACAUAAUUGCACUCGCAGAAGCCAAGUCAAUGGUGCUUUGACUUUCGAUAUGCGCAAUAUCAACUAUGUCAAUAUUUCGGAGGAUAAGAAGACUGCUCAUAUUGGGGGAGGGAUCAUUACACGGGAGUUGGCGAAGGCUUUGGAUGCUGAGGAGCUAAUUACAACAACGCGCCGAAUGCUUCAGUUUGGUAUGUCGGUUGGGCAACACUCGGAAGUUACAGUCCUUUGUCUAAGAAGUAUGGACUGGGCGUUGACCAGAUCAUUGGCGCUAAGUAUGUCAAUGCUGAAGGCGUGCUUGUUGAUGCAGGUGGUGAAGAGCUGA
Messenger RNA from Fusarium odoratissimum NRRL 54006, 561 nucleotides. RefSeq lists its product as uncharacterized. Gene Ontology annotation, molecular function: FAD binding. The transcript is spliced from 2 exons. The record is from RefSeq and is a predicted model, not a curated record. NCBI's taxonomy places the organism in Eukaryota, Fungi, Ascomycota, Sordariomycetes, Hypocreales, Nectriaceae. Bases 1 to 561 code for a protein of 186 amino acids.